AACGUUAUGAAUUUCAGAUAAUUUUUCACUUUUGAUUACAAUUUUAUUCCAGAAAUGGGUAAAAUUAGCGAGAAAGUAGGAUUCGUAGGUGGAGGUGCAAUGGCGCAGGCAAUAGCGGAAGGCCUUAUAGAAAGCGGGACUGUGCCUGCCUCUAAUAUUUCUGUUAGUGCACUGACAGAUAGAACUAGAGGUUGGUGGGAGGAGAGAGGUGUGAACUUCAGUACCAACAACCUUCAGUGUGUUGAAAACAGUACAGUUGUUAUGGUUUCUGUCAAGCCUCAUUUGUACACAACAGUACUGGAACCCUUUAAGGGAAAGAGCUUCAACGAUAGAUUGUGGGUUUCCAUCAUGGCUGGGGUCACCUUGAAGGAUCUCAGUGCUGCUAUUUAUCCUGUACAAUCUCAGUCUACCUGCAGAAUAGUCAGAACUAUCCCGAAUACCCCCAUGAAGGGAAAGAGCUUCAACGAUAGAUUGUGGGUUUCCAUCAUGGCUGGGGUCACCUUGAAGGAUCUCAAACGAACGACGAUUGCUGGAUCUUACAGAGAUAUAUGGUAUAAGAGGAGUCGGACGAUCACAGCAGAAAGGUUCCGUUCUAGCGUCAGCAGGAUGAAUCCGAGAGCUGUCGAGAUUCCUGAGAGACUUCAGAAUGCGUUUGCUGCCAUGGCAGGGUCUGGACCAGCUUACAUUUACCAGGUUAUAGAGGCUUUAGCUGAUGGUGGUGUCAUGAUGGGUCUACCAAGGGACCUGGCCAUGGAGCAUUCAGCAGCUAUGGUGCGGGGAGCAGCUACUAUGGUUCUUGAAGCAGCCAAGGAAGGGAAGCAUCCUGCUAAGCUUAAGGUUUUGAUUUGA
Molecule: messenger RNA, 849 nt
Organism: Eurytemora carolleeae
Lineage: Eukaryota; Metazoa; Arthropoda; Copepoda; Calanoida; Temoridae
Product: pyrroline-5-carboxylate reductase
Exons: 9
Coding region: 55-849 (264 amino acids)
Biological process (GO): L-proline biosynthetic process
Molecular function (GO): pyrroline-5-carboxylate reductase activity
Source: RefSeq, a predicted model, not a curated record